AUGGCGCCCGCGGCGGAAUCCUCCUACCCAACCGCCCCCCACGCACCCGCCUACCUGCCUCUGAUCAAGCUCUUCGCCCUCGACAGGCUCGAGUCCGGCACCGAGUCCCCCAGCGGACACAAGUACGAGCGAUUCCGCGCGCGCUAUGCGCCGCUGUGUCCGAGUGAUUUCCGCGUCGCGUAUGGCGGGUAUGUGUUUGGGCAUGCGGCGUAUGCGGCGUCGAAGACGGUGGAUCGGGGGAUGGUGAUACAUAAUAUCACGGGAUCGUUCACGUUGCCCGGCUUGCGCUGGAGGGUAUCAAGAAAGGAAGAGCAUCCCUGGGCGCCGUCGGUGGACAGCCCGCAGUGGACGGACGAGGUGGAGCGGGGCGUGCGGAGCGAAGUCCGCUUUUCCGGGACGGAUAUUCGAAAGGUGAAGAUGCAGCGGUAUAACGCGAGUGUGGGCGCGCAAGACGAUCCGACCAAGUACCGACAGCUACAUUUCUACCGACUCUUUGGACUCCCCGGCGACGACUCCGACUCCGACGACUCGUCACCGAGGGAUCUCGCCACGCUUCGCGCGCGCGACGAGGCGGGGGAAUUUGACAAUCUCCAUGUGUGCGCGCACCUGUUCGCGUCAGAUCGCAACUCGCUAUAUCUCAUCGCGUGGGCGCUGCGGCGCGCCCACCGCAUCAAGCGCAUCGCGAGCCUGAGCCACACCGUGAUCAUGCACACGCACGGUCCCGCGAUGCGGAUGAUCGAUUGGGACCGGUUCGACCGGGAGGCCGGGGCGGAUGGGACGGCGGAUCUGGGCGAGGGCAAGGGGCGGAAGUGGUUUACGAUUGAGGCGGGGACGACGCGGUCGGGGGAGAAUCGCGUGUUGCAUCAGGGGCAGAUCUGGGGGGCGGAUGGGACGUUGGUGGCGACGACGAUACAGGAUGGGUUGCUGCGGGUGUUUGAUGAUGGGAAGGGGGUGAAGUUAUGA
Molecule: messenger RNA, 963 nt
Organism: Uncinocarpus reesii 1704
Lineage: Eukaryota; Fungi; Ascomycota; Eurotiomycetes; Onygenales; Onygenaceae
Exons: 3
Coding region: 1-963 (320 amino acids)
Biological process (GO): fatty acid catabolic process; acyl-CoA metabolic process
Cellular component (GO): peroxisomal matrix
Molecular function (GO): fatty acyl-CoA hydrolase activity
Source: RefSeq, a predicted model, not a curated record